This is a messenger RNA of Aureobasidium vineae, 2001 nucleotides long. Lineage: Eukaryota; Fungi; Ascomycota; Dothideomycetes; Dothideales; Saccotheciaceae. The record is from the annotation of a GenBank genome assembly.
AUGGUCGUCAAGAAGCAUGAGCUCGAGGCCGCCCUGUAUGCCGAAAAGCAGCAGAUCAACAGCGGCCAGCUGAAAGAGGACAAUCCGCUUGAUACUAGCGAUGCCUUUCGUAUCUUUUGUGAAGCGUGCAGGAGUCUNAGGGGUGACUUGAAGGUGUGCCAGGAACAAAUCUCGGCUGGUGUCAACAUCAACGCAAGAGACCGCUACGAUUACACGCCCUUGAUCCUGGUACGUCGUGAUCCAAGCCGCUGCACAGGCCGCCGUCGACGACAACGACUAAUGGACUUGAUGGGCAGNGCCAGUUUAUGCGGCCACUACGAGGUGUGCCAACACCUUCUUGAGUCCGGAGCAUUGUGUGAGCGUGACACCUUCCAAGGCGAACGCUGUCUGUACAAUGCUUUGAACGACCGCAUUCGCAAUCUGCUACUGCAGUACGACUUUUCCAAGUCGACCGAUCCUUUGCAGCCGCUGGCUGCCCAUACGACCUCGUUGCUCUCGAGACCAGACCCAAAGACUGCCGACAUCGUUGUCACCACUUACGACCGGGACUUUGCCUUGCACAAGUUCAUUCUUGCUGCCCGCUCUCCAUACUUCGCCGAGAAGCUCGCCCACCAACCAGAUACCACCUCUUGGAAAUUGCCGCCGAAGAUACCUUCUCAGUCCUUCAGUUCCGUCGUUCGCUAUCUGUACCUGGGCGAAGCUUCAGCCGAGUUGAGUGAAGAUGAAGAAGAGCAAAAGGCCAUCCUCGCUGGUAUCGACAAGCUGGGCAAACAACUCGAGGUCCCUACACUGUUUGAGACCAUCAUCGAUGGUGGCGACAGACGCAUGGCAAGGCAACGUAGGACAGAAGAGAUGGCUCGUGGCCGCGAUCAGUUUGCCACUUGGUUCCAGGCCAACGUCUUACGACACAAGGUCCACACUGACACUGAGAAGGCCGAUCAAGUCAAAUGGGACAGAGACAAUGCCAUCUUCGCCGAUGUUUUGCUUAGAGCAGAUGAACCAGAAGAAGAUACAGCGGACGAUCCUCAAUCGACGCAAAAAGAGGUUCGCAGCACCGAGGGGCCCCUGAAUGGUAUACCUAUCGGAAACUUUUCAUCAGGGCAGGCCUCGACAGAAACUCUCACGCGCAAACGCAAGUCUGUACUCUUCCCUGUACAUCGAGCCAUGUUGUUGCGAUCCGAGUUUUUCAGCGCCAUGUUCUCGUCAAGUUUUAGAGAAGCCCAAGAGUCGCCACAUUUGCACAUCGUCCCUGUCGACUGCUCGCCUCAGGUUCUGGAGAUUGUCUUGACCUAUCUCUACACCGAGAAGGCAGAUUUCUCACUAGAUGUGGCCGUUGAUGUCCUCUUUGCUGCCGAUCUCUUGUUCAUCGAGAAGCUGAAACAGAGGGCUGCAGUCAUCAUAUCAACUCUCGGUAACGGUGGUGCUUCUGUGGUCGAGUCUGAGAACCCGCGAGGGGAAACAGCUAUCGAGGAUGUGAUAGAUGUUUACGACAUUAUUCGUGCCGGCUGGGACACACGUGUCCAUCGUCUCGAAGAAUUUGGUGCUCGAUAUAUUGCCUAUCGUUUAGAGCGUUUUAUCGAUGACCCAGAAUUUGCAGAGUUGGUCAGGGAGAGUGCUUCGAGAAUUCAAGGGCGUCAAGAAACAGAUACAGUCGAGCUUAUUGAUGACAUCCGCUACUAUCUCUCUGAUCGAUUCCGUCUGAGAAUGGAAGAUUCGGGUAUAGAGCAAAUGACAGAUGAGACAGAAACACUGGAUCCUGCCGCAUUGGCUGGUAAGGAUGUCUUUGAUCCUAGCGAGAUCAUGUUCGCAGAGGACGAGGGUGUCGAUAUUCACUCGGGCAUAACGCCGCCACAAGACUUGCACGACCACGACAACAAUCUGAUCAUUCGCACGCUGGAUGGAGAGAUUGCUGGUGAUGAAUUUGCACAAGAUGCUAUCAACUACCAAAUCCUUCUUGGCAAGAUCGACAACCUUCUGGACAAACUUACAUUGGAUGCCUAG